Molecule: messenger RNA, 1153 nt
Organism: Rattus norvegicus (Norway rat)
Lineage: Eukaryota; Metazoa; Chordata; Mammalia; Rodentia; Muridae
Gene: Cimap1b
Product: ciliary microtubule associated protein 1B
Source: RefSeq, a predicted model, not a curated record
UGCUUCCCCAAGAGGGUAACCACCACAGCAGGUGCUGCCAGCCAUAAGCGCCCCCACCUGCGCUAUGGGCUCAGAAGUCUGGGUCGGCACUUGGCGGCCACAUCGGCCCCGCGUCCCCAUCGCGGCGCUCUACCGAGGCCCGGGGCCAAAAUACAAGCUGCCACCAAACACCGGUAGCAAGGGCGGAUGCAGGGGAGGAAACAGGGAAGGUGGGACUGUGGGCGGUCUACACUGGUGCCUGGCGUCCAGGAACAGGAGAGCUGUGCCGAAGCAAAAAAGGGAGGCCAAAAGAUAAGAGGUUACAAACUGCACGACCCAUCUCGGCCGCGAGCCCCCGCCUUCUCCUUCGGCUCGCGUCUACCCUUGCGGCAUGCAACCUGCGGACCGGGACCGAGUUACCUGGUGCCUGCCGGCAUGACUGCGCGCGGCAGCGUUGUCUCCCCGGCCUUCUCCAUCUAUGGUCGCCUAAGCCACAUAACGCCUGUCCUCACUCCGGGACCGGGCAGGUACUUCCCAGAACGCGCGGGAAAUGUGACGUAUCCCAGCGCCCCUCGGCAUACCAUCGCUUCCCGAAACUGGGGCAUCGUCUCAAAGCAACAAACCCCAGGCCCUGGGUCCUAUACCGUGCCUUCGCUCUUGGGCUCACGUGUCAUAGGCAAAGUCUCAGCUCCAACUUACUCCAUCUACGGCCGCAGCGCUGUGGGCAGCUGCUUCGAGGACCUCAGCAAGACCCCAGGCCCUUGUGCCUACCACGUUGUGAACCCAGGGAUCUACAAGACUCGAGCCCCGCAGUUCACGAUGCUGGGGCGGACUUUGCCACCAAAGAGCCCCAAAGAUCCAGGACCCGCAUCCUACGCCGUGGACAAGGUGGUCUGGAGUCGAGGGUCAAGGGGCAGGGGAUGAGGGUCUGAGGUCUAAGGCAUGGGUCAAAGUCCCUGGGGAACUGGUAUCCCUGUAUGAAGCCGAACAGCUGGCUCGGUAAGGUAAGCGGCGUCUCCCGGACCCGCAGCACCGGAAGCCUCCUCCUGGCUGGACCUUCGGGAUCAGGCAUUCAGACUACCUGGCCCCCAUGAUACGGUACCACGUGGACGACUGACGCCAGCAAGCACGCAUGCACGGGCCCUCGGUUGUUUAUUUAAAGCUUUCAAAGUCA